AUGGGUAUUACCAAAGACGACGUUCCGUUGAACUUUCCAGGACCAUAUGACUUCCUGUUCGAAAAGGUCUUGGGCGAUAACGAGAAGUUUGAUCUCGUCUUCUGCGAUGGUCAAGUCCUGCGCACUCACCCCCGUGCGGAAUGGCGAGAGCCCCGGGAAGCUACUCGCCUAACUCUUACACAGAUUGCUCUGGGUCUCGAACAUUUGAAGAACGACGGUACAAUGGUGAUUCUGAUGCACAAGCUCGACAGUUGGCGAAGCUUCGACUUGAUCCACCAGUUCAGCAAAAUGUCAACGGUUCAACUGUACAAGCACCACAAGCACCACCAGAUCAGAUCUUCAUUUUAUCUUGUCGCAAAGAAUAUUCAGGCUGAAAGUGCCUUUGCGAAGGACAUGGUUGCGAUGUGGAAGCAGAGAUACAAGAUUGCGACAUUUGGUACUGAUGAGAAGUAUGCUGAGAUGCAUCGAGUCACUAGAGAGACUGCGCUGGUAGGGCUUGAGGAGUUUGGGGAGAAGUAUGUUGCAAUGGGGAAGAAGAUUUGGAAGACUCAGGCUGAUGGGUUGGAGAAAGCGCCCUUCUUGGAGCAACACACGAAGGAGAAGAGCAAGCGCUGGACAUGGAAAAUGAGGCGACGAUGA
Fusarium verticillioides 7600 is the source of this 639-nucleotide messenger RNA. RefSeq lists its product as hypothetical. Bases 1 to 639 code for a protein of 212 amino acids. The record is from RefSeq and is a predicted model, not a curated record. Lineage: Eukaryota; Fungi; Ascomycota; Sordariomycetes; Hypocreales; Nectriaceae. The transcript has a single exon.